AUGAGCAACCAAGUUAAUGAUCCGGAAACCAUCGCCAGACAGGCAAGGUUUGAAACCAAAUAUCUGCGGAAACGAUUUCCAUUACGGUCGGCUGGAGCCUCCACUGAUAGAAAGAAAAGUGAUCAAAAUCUUGCAACACCCAGUACUGCUACUACUACUCAACGAACUUGUGGGAGCAAUGAAACUGAAGUGAAAGUGGGUGAAGGACUUGACAAUGCAGCACUUGAACGACUAGCUGUAGAAGAAUUGUUGCAAGAAGCUGCAAGGGCCAAGGCUAGAGCUGAAGUUGGAGGCCCGUCAGAAUGGAGCAAAAAACCAGCGAGGGUUAACAAACGAUUCAUGGUCAACUCCCUACUUCAAACAGAAUCACAAAAUAAAAGAAGAAAGGCUGGAACCCCCAUCACCAAGGAGUAGAAUUUUCUUUUUUUAUUUCUUUCAGAGCUCAAUGAAACUUCAUAAUACAGACAGUGAACAAUUCAA
Molecule: messenger RNA, 480 nt
Organism: Daphnia pulex (common water flea)
Lineage: Eukaryota; Metazoa; Arthropoda; Branchiopoda; Diplostraca; Daphniidae
Exons: 2
Coding region: 1-414 (137 amino acids)
Source: RefSeq, a predicted model, not a curated record